Camarhynchus parvulus is the source of this 781-nucleotide messenger RNA. It is a transcript of the gene BSX, whose product is annotated as brain specific homeobox. Bases 67 to 774 code for a protein of 235 amino acids. Gene Ontology annotation, molecular function: DNA binding; DNA-binding transcription factor activity, RNA polymerase II-specific. Lineage: Eukaryota; Metazoa; Chordata; Aves; Passeriformes; Thraupidae. The record is from RefSeq and is a predicted model, not a curated record. Gene Ontology annotation, biological process: regulation of DNA-templated transcription. The transcript has 3 exons.
CGCCCCCUGUCUCUGCUCCCGCAGCUCGGCGCGGCUCCGUCCCUUGCCCGCUGCCCGAGGGGGGCCAUGAACCUCAACUUCACCUCGCCCGUGCUCCCGGUGUCGACGGGCCGGCCCACCUCCUUCUUCAUCGAGGACAUCCUGCUGCACAAGCCCAAACCCCUGCGGGAGGUGCCCCCCGAGCCCUUCCCCGGCUCGCUGGCCUCCCGCGUGCCCCUCUUGGACUAUGGGUACCCCCUGAUGCCCACCCCGACCCUGCUGGCGCCUCACCCGCACCCCGCCCUGCACAAGCCGGAGCAUCACCACCACCACCACCCCUAUUUCCUCACCGCCUCGGGAAUGCCGGUGCCGGCGCUUUUCCAGCACCACGCUCACGCCGAGCUGCCCGGGAAGCAUUGCCGCCGCCGCAAAGCCCGCACCGUGUUCUCCGACUCGCAGCUCUCCGGCCUGGAGAAGAGGUUUGAGAUCCAGCGCUACCUCUCCACGCCCGAGCGGGUGGAGCUGGCCACGGCCCUCAGCCUCUCCGAGACGCAGGUGAAAACCUGGUUCCAGAACCGCCGCAUGAAGCACAAAAAGCAGCUGCGGAAGACGCAGGACGACCCCAAGCAGGCGGCCGGGGAGGAGAGCCGGGAGCAGAGCUCCCCCGAGCCCGAGCUGCCCGAACCGGCCGGGACCGAGCCCCGCAAGGGCCCCCCCGGCCCCUUCCUGCUGCAGGACCCCGAGGACGAGGUGGACAUCCUGGAGGAGGGGGACAUCUGCGCCCACCGCCUCUAGCGGGCUC